Molecule: messenger RNA, 664 nt
Organism: Dothidotthia symphoricarpi CBS 119687
Lineage: Eukaryota; Fungi; Ascomycota; Dothideomycetes; Pleosporales; Dothidotthiaceae
Exons: 1
Coding region: 208-552 (114 amino acids)
Source: RefSeq, a predicted model, not a curated record
CCGUCGUAUCCAGGUCCUGGUUCUCCUUGAUGGCCUCAACAGUAGGCCACGAGUCUUCCUUUCUAGGGACGAAUCGAGAGUCGCUCAGCUUCGACAGUACAAGAUGCCAUCCAUAGGUGUUGCUUAGAGACAACUCUGCCCGUCCUAGUUGUCAGUCUCGGCUAUUGCAUUUUCUCAACAAAACUACGAUUUUUAACUUACGACGCAAUGAUUUCUUUGGCUUUCCACUGGAGAGUUGGGGGGAGGGGAAGAUUGAGAGGAAGAAGAACAGGAGGAAGAAGAAGAAGAAGAGGAGGAGAGAGAGAGAGAGAGAGGCAGAUAUCAACAAGGCGAAAGACACUUUUUUUUAUGUUUUCGGCAUCUUAUCACUAUACCACCUUGUUUUGCUGCCGGGAGCCCGUCAUCUUCAGGCAGAUCAGAUGCAUGGCUCGGCGCUUUUUAUAUCUUUAUUUUAAUCAAUUCGGCUACACAUGCCGCAUUAUACUCACUUGGAACCAUUCUUGCAAAGAGAGAGAAAGUUGCACGCGCAUCUUCGACACGAUGUCACGCUAACCAUUGGCACACACUACAACCCAAUCCAACACAACACAACCAUUGCAUCAGCGAAGCGCACGCAAGAUGCGACAUGGAAAUCCUUCCCCACACGCCGCGAUACAGCAACGUU